Molecule: messenger RNA, 1437 nt
Organism: Esox lucius (northern pike)
Lineage: Eukaryota; Metazoa; Chordata; Actinopteri; Esociformes; Esocidae
Exons: 3
Coding region: 16-624 (202 amino acids)
Source: RefSeq, a predicted model, not a curated record
UAGGGGGCUGGUCACAUGGUGUCGAGGCCCAUUGAAAUUAGUGAGCGGAGCUUGAGGCUGGGAAUCAGUCUGUGGUGGAUGCCAAUGGGAAACAACACGAGCGGGUCCGGGAACAACGCGGGUGUGAACGUAACGGCAUUCAAUAUGAACAGGACCACAGCCCUCAGCCCAGUCGACCAAGAUGACAACUCUGUCCUUUACGAGUUCAAAGCGUUCAACAUCACAUUGAUGUCCCUGGCUUUGUGUAUUCUGAUUAUCACCGGCAUGUACUGCAGCAUUUCCUGUCACAACCGCAGAAGGCUGUCCAAGAGGGCCCACGUGUAUGAGAGUGCCGUGCAGUGCAACACUGCAGUCAGCCCCGUGGACAUCAAAGCAGUUAAGAGAUCCACAAGCAUCAGAAACCCUCUCUCAUACUUCAGACGGCAGGACACACCUAAAGACAACUCCGGGAUCUACUACAUCUACAGUAACCCCCUACCUAUAGGCUUGGAGGACGAGGAAACCGGCCAGAAUACUGCCUCCCGUGGGAUGGAGCGGUACGAGAAGCUAACGUUUCACGACUACGCCAAGGACCCCAAUAAUGGUAUCAUCCUGGACCCACCCAACUUCUACAUGCUGCUGUAGAGCAGGGUGGACCGUUCCACUUCAAAUAGGAUGGGUGGGGUUGUUUUUGCCAUUGUUUGGUUCAGGUUUGGAGGAAUACACACGCAGUGUAACGUUUGGGAAAUAACAUGAAAUGGUUGAAAGGAGAAAGUUAUUUCAAGAACAUAUUUCUUUUUACACUUGAUUUUUAUUGAAUCGUCAUAAAACAGUUGAGAAAUGAAUGAUGUGCUUUACAAAAGAAGCUUAGCGUGAAAUAAACAGACCAGAGAGUGCCAUAGCGAUAGAGAGUAAAAGCUUCUCAGAGGAAGAAGAUAAAAGUAAAACUUAUCAUCACUGCUGAGAUGAGCAACCGAUCAAUCUUGGUCUGUGACAAUAGAAUUGUAUGUUAGUUUAUGAGAGUCCGUCACGUAAUACCAUUCACACAAUUGGCUGGGUUUCCCUGACGAGCCAAUCCAGAGCUUCCUUUCGUCCCUGCCUCUCCAGCUCCGCCCCAACUGUCUCCCGGCACUGUCUGUGGUACUCGUUUACCCAAUCACGCUGCGGAAGACAAAAGAUUGUGUCACACACACAAAGUGACAACAAACCAAACGGCAAACGUGUUAUGAAUCCUAUGAAUUCCUUUAUUUUAAGGCAAUGUGUGGACAUUACCACAAACGUGUUCUUUCCGUCAUGUAGCAAACUUGAAACGGUUGAAAAUUUCAUUUUUGUCUACAUUCCUUCAACACGAACAACCAACCUUCCCACCCGAGUUUCAAGGGUUACAAUGACCUCCUUUCAAUUAGAAAUGAAUCAAUGUUGCAUUUCAGUAAAAAAUAAACCAAUGGCUCUCCUUAA